CCCAGUAUGCCCGGCUGGUGGAGAUCGUGGGCCAGCAUGACCUAGGGGUGGGCAUCACGCUGGGAGCCCACCAGUCCAUCGGCUUCAAGGGGCUGCUACUCUACGGGACCCCCGCCCAGAAGAAGAAAUACCUGCCCCGCCUGGCCACCGGGGAGACGGUGGCGGCUUUUUGCCUGACGGAGCCGGGCAGCGGCUCGGACGCCGCCUCCAUCCGGACACGGGCGCAGCCCAGCCCCUGCGGCACCUUCUACACCCUGGACGGCAGCAAGAUCUGGAUCAGCAACGGGGGCCUGGCCGAGAUCUUCACGGUGUUCGCCAAGACGCCACUGCGGGAUGAGGGGACGGGAGAGACAAAGGAGAAGAUAACGGCGUUCAUCGUGGAGCGCGGCUUCGGGGGGGUCACCCACGGUGCCCCCGAGAAGAAGAUGGGGAUCCGGGCGUCCAACACAGCGGAGGUUCACUUCGAGGGGGUGCGGGUCCCGGCUGAGAACGUCCUGGGGGUGCCCGGGGGGGGCUUCAAGGUGGCCAUGAACAUCCUCAACAACGGCCGCUUCGGGAUGGCUGCCGCCAUGGCUGGCACCAUGCGGGGGGUCCUGGCCAAGGCUGUGAGUACCCACAGAUCCCCUAUGACUCCCAGACCCCUCUG
Messenger RNA from Haliaeetus leucocephalus (bald eagle), 646 nucleotides. Its product is annotated as very long-chain specific acyl-CoA dehydrogenase, mitochondrial-like. Lineage: Eukaryota; Metazoa; Chordata; Aves; Accipitriformes; Accipitridae. The record is from RefSeq and is a predicted model, not a curated record. Gene Ontology annotation, molecular function: fatty-acyl-CoA binding; flavin adenine dinucleotide binding; very-long-chain fatty acyl-CoA dehydrogenase activity. The transcript has 4 exons. The annotation marks the transcript as partial.